Messenger RNA from Cokeromyces recurvatus, 2301 nucleotides. RefSeq names its product WD40-repeat-containing domain protein. Bases 176 to 2116 code for a protein of 646 amino acids. The record is from RefSeq and is a predicted model, not a curated record. Lineage: Eukaryota; Fungi; Mucoromycota; Mucoromycetes; Mucorales; Mucoraceae. The transcript is spliced from 3 exons. Gene Ontology annotation, molecular function: protein binding.
UUUUUUUUUUCUUCGGUCUUUUCGAUAAAUCCCCCCAUCCCCUUUAUCUCCUAUUAUUGUUAUUGUUAUUAUUAUUUUUCUUUAUCUUUUUAUAUAUUAUAUACUUGUGUUUCCUUUCUUUAAGCUUACUUUUUAUAUACAUUUCUUUUUUUUUUUUUCAACACAUUCAUUUAAAAUGCAAAAUCAAGAUUCAUCACUACCGAUUCAUUCAUCUACCGAAAUAAACUCAAAUCUUGUACAAUUUAAAGUUCUAGAAUCAAAUAAAAAUGACAUGGACAAUAAUUAUUCAAAAGAGUUAAACCAUACUAGUAAUAAAAAUACCGAGUUAACUCAAUUUUGUAUAAAAAGUCCUCACACUUAUAAACUCGGAUACCCUUCUUCUCCAUUAUCUAUGAUCACUACAAAUAUGAUAACUGAAUCUUCCUCUUCUUCUUCUACUAUGACUACUACUAUAAAUGAUAUAACCGCUUUCCUCGAUGGCUCUUCUUUUUCAAAAAAGAGAUCAGUCACACAUGAUGAUAAACUAUUUACAAGCUAUAAAAAGAAACCGAGGAUUUUAAAAGCAGAUAAUUGCAAUUUAUUUUCAAGUCGACAACUUACUAUGGACGAUCAUGAUACAUUAAAGGCCUUACAGCAAAUACCUUCCAUGAUAAGCAUCUUUGAUUCGAUACCAGCUAAUCUCAAGUCUCGUCUAUUAUUUCAAUUAUUAAAACGAUCAUCAAUAGAUACCCUUCAAUUUAUAAACUCAGCCAUUGUCCCUGUUUUAAAGCAUGAUCUAUUAUCUACAUUACCCUUAGAGAUUUCAAGAUAUAUUAUAAGUUAUUUGGAUGCAUUUUCAUUAAGUACAGCUUCAUGUGUAUGUAAGAAAUGGAAAUCCAUCAUAGAUACGGAUGAUAAAGUAUGGAAACAACUUUUAAUAAAGGAUGGCUAUUCACUUGUUAAUCCAUUACCAUCUAUGAAUGUAUCAAUCACUACAAACUAUAGUUAUUAUAAAAAAUUAUAUGCGAUACAUCAUACAUUAAGACAAAAUUGGAGAAAGGGAAGAGCAGAGGAAAGGACGUUUAGGGGUCAUGAAAAAUUUGUAGUGACAUGUUUACAGUUUGAUGAUGAUAAAAUUGUAUCUGGAGCAGACGAUGCUCAUGUUAAUAUUUAUUCUACUGCAACAGGCAAGAAACGAAUGACGCUUGAGGGUCAUGAAGGGGGUGUAUGGGCUCUUCAAUAUCUGGAUAAUACUCUGGUCACUGGCUCUACUGAUCGACGGGUACGUGUCUGGGACAUGGAAACUGGCAAAUGUACACAUAUCUUUAAUGGACAUACCUCCACUGUAAGAUGUUUACUGAUCACGAAGCCUAUUCAAGGGAAUGAUCCAUCUUUAAUCAUUACUGGCUCGCGUGAUUCUACUUUAAGAAUCUGGAGGUUACCUAAUCCAAAGGAUGUGGAGGGACACUAUUUUGGAGAUACAUCCACUAAACCAAAUCCGUAUUUUGUACGUGCUUUAGUUGGUCAUGGUCAGUCUGUUCGAGCCAUUGCAGCACAUGGUGAUACACUCGUAAGCGGUAGUUAUGAUCAUACCGUUCGUGUCUGGAAUAUCAGAACAGGUCAUACAGUUCAUGUCUUGGAAGGUCAUACAAACAGAGUUUAUUCAGUCGUAAUUGAUUCAGAAAGGAAUCGUUGUAUGAGUGGCAGUAUGGACUCAAGUAUACGUAUUUGGGAUUUAAAGACAGGUGAUUGUAUCAAGAAACUAGAGGGUCAUACUGUCCUGGUCGGGUUACUAGGAUUAAGUAAAAAUUAUCUCGUCUCUGCUGCUGCAGAUUCAAUUUUGAGAAUUUGGUCACCUGAUACAGGUGUUUGCCAACAUGCGUUAGCAGGACAUGCUAAUUCGAUUACAUGUUUUCAGCAUGAUAAUGAUAAAAUUAUUUCAGGCUCAGAAGGUGGUUUAAAGAUGUGGGAUAUUAAAACUGGACGCUUUAUUCGGGACUUGAUUACGGAUGUAGAUGGUAUAUGGCGAGUUGUAUUUGAUGGUCGUCGAUGCAUUGCAGCAAUUCAAAAAAAUAAUGAAACUUCUUUCAAGAUAUUUGAUUUUGGUGUACAUAGACUAAGUAAUUAUUUAAUAUAAUCUUUUGUUUUGUUUCUUGUUUAAUAUAUCCGAUUUCUGCAAGUAUUAUACAUAUAUGUAUGAUACAUUGAAUUUAGCAAUUGAAUCAGUUCAAAAGUGUAAUAUGUAUAAAAUAAACUAAUUGUUGAAUAUUAAAAAUAAAAGGAUGGUGUUGGUGUUGGUGUUGGUGUUGGUGUUGGUGUUGG